UGAUUCCACUAAGAACAUACACAUUGCCAGAGGUUACCAAAUUUUGUAAGCUAUUUUGACCGAUGCAAAGAACUCUUAAUAUCGACCUAAACAAGGUAUUUUUCAGUAACACAAACCUUAGCAAGGAUCCCGUCAAGAUAGAAACGCUUGAGCCAGCAAAUUUGAACUGUCAUUGUGGAGUCGAUAGUGUAGAUGUGUUCACUCAGGACAGCCAGAUGCUGUGUAGUGACUGUGCUGAACUAACAAACUCAAAAGUACUCAUGAACAUUGUGAAAAAGAAAGAAAGAGUUAUUAAACAACUCAAGCUCUCACGGAGAUUUCUUCACGAAGGAACCCUAUACCUGGAGUAUUCGAAGAACUUCAUCUCUCAGAAGUGAUAUGACCGAGCAAAGAAGGAAUACGUACAAUACUAUCAGCAGUAUCUCUGCUUGAUCGAGGAAGUUGAAUCAAACUUUAAGGAAGUUAACCAAGAGAAUGCUUCAUACAUCCAAGAGAUCUGCUCAGCAGUGGAUUACCUAGUUAAAACUCUCAGAAAUCCUAAAUGUAAUAAAUCAGUUGAUACUGAGAUGCGUAAGGUUCAUAUUCAUCUCCUAAAGGAGUUGAGUAAGGUUGAAGACCCAGAGGACCCUUCCAACUCCUUGAUUGACAUCAUGAGUAUCUUCUACACAGUUUCAGAGUAUGAAACCAUCAAGUCCAAAAUAGUUGAAAAUGAUACCUUAUUAACGGAAUGCAAGGAACUAAGAAAGAAGUGAGAAAAGCUAUCUAGAAGACGGUCUAGAGGGCCUCAGCAUCGAAGAGAAAGAAAGUUUAAAAAGAAGAUAAACAAGUUUACUUAUUGCACCCAAGUUGAUGAAGUUCGGGUGAGAAAGUUACAGAUUUUAGUCAAGCUUCCGAAUGGAAAGUCUAUCCCACUGAAAGUUGAUCCCUAUGAUAGAAUAAGCAACGUUAAGCUCAGAAUUGCAGAGGAAGAAGGGAUCACUGUUGAAGAGCAACAGCUGAGCUACUUCUUCAAAGAACUUAGAGAUGAUAAGUUGAUCCAUGACUACAAGAUUCAGAACAAUAGCAUUUUGAAAUUAUGAACUAAAAGUAUGUCAUUAGCUGAGCAGGCUACUUUAGAUAUUCACACAGAUGAUGGAAUCAGGUACAAAGUGCAAACAAAUCUUGAUGCUCCAAUAUCUCAACUGAAAGGAAAGAUAGAGUCCAUUUUUGGAAACAAAGUGGUGGAUAAAGAUAUGAUUCUAAAAGGCAGACCUUUAAAUGAGAGAAGAAGCUUGAAAUUCUAUAAUUAUAACCAGGGUGAUGUACUCUACUUAGAAGACAAGAAGAUAACAAUUCAGAUUCAUAUCAAUGGAGGUCAAAUAAUUACUAAAGAAAUCAAACCAGAUGAAACAGUGAGAGGUCUCAAAGAAUCUCUCCUCGAGGAGGAUAUUAUUGAUACUCAAAAGAGUAAGUUGUUCUUUAACGGUUGCGAGCUAAAGCUGCAGUACAAAACCCUCAAACAACUAAACAUCCAACAUAACAGUAAGCUAUAUGCAUUCUAAUUUCAACAUUUAACAACUCAGACGGG
This is a messenger RNA of Moneuplotes crassus, 1567 nucleotides long. The record is from the annotation of a GenBank genome assembly. NCBI's taxonomy places the organism in Eukaryota, Ciliophora, Spirotrichea, Euplotida, Euplotidae.